AUGGCCAGCCAAUCACAUAGCGCUAACAUAUUCCAAUGCGGGACUGUCUCGGGCUAUUUUUAUCAUACAUACCUUUACGGUAGCACAAGUUCGAUAACUAGAAUUUUUUUUAAUUCUACCUGGACCGGUUUGUGGAUAAAGUAAAGUUGGAACCUGUACACAAUGAACGUGGAUCCAGCAUUUCGAAGUGUCCAGAAAGGCAGGUCUGGGUUCUACAUAUGGAGGAUAGAAGACAUGAAAGUAGUGGCUGUUCCACGGGAGCAGUACGGCAGUUUCUACAAAGGUGACUCCUACAUCAUCCUCUCUUUAUCAGAAGAGGGAGACCUGAAGGGUGUUAACAUCAAGAUUAAGGAAAUUAAGGGUAGCCUAGAUGCUAACAUUCACUUCUGGCUGGGAUCCGAGACAACACAGGAUGAAGCCGGUGUGGCAGCAUACAAGACUGUAGAACUGGAUGAUUACCUGGGAGGGGCACCUGUUCAACACCGAGAGGUCGAAGGUCAUGAAUCCAAAGGCUUCCUCAAUUACUUCAAGUCUAAAGGAGGAGUCAGGUAUGCUGAUGGAGGCCACAAGUCCGGGUUUAACCAUGUGGAACACACAUUUAAGCAGAGGCUUUUACAUGUCAAAGGAAAACACCAUGUCAGAGUAUCAGAGACACAAAUUGGCUGGUCCUCCAUGAACCAUGGCGAUGCAUUCAUCUUGGACACAGGGGUGGUUCUGUUUGUGUGGGUCGGCAAGGAAGCUAGCCGUACGGAGAGAAUCAAGGCGCUGGAACAUGCCCGUCAGUUGAGAGAUGAGAGAGGAAAAGCCAAUAUUGUUGUAGUAGAGGAUGAACAAGAGAAAGAAAUGACAAAAGAAGAAUUUGAGGAAUUUGACAAACACUUGCCUUUGAGUUCCAAAGAUCAGAUUAAAUCCAAAGAGGAGGGUGGAGCUGAUGAGGUUGCUGAGAGGAAGAGCAGCAGUGAGCUCAAACUCUACGUUUGUUCUGAAGAUGAGGGCACCCUGAAGGUCUCAGAGGUCAAGGGAGGACCUUUGUUGAAGGCUGAUCUGGAUUCAUCAGAAUCUUACAUCAUUGACAAUGGCAGCGCUGGUAUUUGGGCGUGGAUUGGGAAAAAAUCAUCCAAAAAGGAAAGAUCUGAGGCAAUGAGAAAUGCCCUGGGCUUCAUUAAGAAGAAGAACCUGCCCACCAGCACCAGUGUGACGCGGGUAGUGGAGGGAGGGGAGCCCUCAGAUUUCAAAUGUCUCUUCAGAGACUGGCCUCAGCCCCCCAUCACUGGCAAAGUCUACAGCAGAAACAGAGUCGCCAAAACUAUUCAGACUAAGUUUGAUGCCUCUACUCUUCACUCUAACCAACAACUGGCUGCCGAGACCCAGAUGUUUGAUGAUGGAUCCGGUCGCGUUGAGGUCUGGCGAGUGAAGGACUUUGAUCUGGAGCCCAUCCAUUCCCAGUACAUGGGCCAGUUCUUUGCUGGUGACUGCUACGUCAUUCAGUAUACGUACAAGGUGGCAGGGAAGGACAACCAUGUGAUCUACUACUGGCAGGGCCUCAAGUCCACCACCGACGAGAAAGGAACCUCCGCCCUGAAGGCCGUGGAACUGGACGAUAAGCUGGGAGGGGCUGCAGUUCAGGUUCGAGUUGUCCAAGGCAAAGAGCCAGCCCACUUCAUGUCUAUGUUUGAUGGAAAAAUGAUCAUUUUCUCCGGUGGACAUGCUGGCUGGGGAGGCCAGAACAACUCGGAUGGACCAGGAGACAGCUACAUGCUGCAGGUCAGAGGGACCAACCAACUCAACACCAAGGCUGUUCAGGUUGAAAUGGACGCUUCCUCUCUGAAUACUAAUGAUGUAUUUGUUAUUUUCACCAAAACUCAAGUGUUCAUCUGGUGUGGAAAGGGCAGCACAGGGGAUGAAAGAGAAAUGGCCAAGAAGGUCACAAGCAGAUCCCCAAGGGAACCAGUCAUGGUGUUUGAAGGUCAAGAGAAGGAAAACUUCUGGAAUGUUCUUGGAGGCAAGAAAGAGUAUGUCAAUGACAAGCGCCUACAGGAAGUGGAAACGAACCACCCAGCUCGCCUGUUCCAGAUGUCCAAUGCCUCUGGGCGGUUCACGGUGGACGAGAUCCCGGAUUUCACCCAGCAGGACCUGGUCAGUGAUGACGUGAUGAUUCUGGACGUCUGGGACACUGUCUACGUCUGGAUCGGAGAGGGCGCCAACAAGCAGGAGAGAGACGAGGCCGAACGACUGGCCAUUGAGUAUGUGAAAACAGACCCUGCAGGCCGGGACCCUGAUACCCCUGUAUACAAAGUCAAACAAGGCUACGAACCUCCCACCUUCACAGGCUUCUUUGGAAUGUGGGACAGAGAUCUCUGGAGUAAAGGAAAAUCAUUUGAAGAGCUGAAGAAAGAGCUUGGAGAAGGAAACGAGGCUAUGUCUCUUGUCAAGAAGGUAGCCGAGAAUGGCUCCAUGGAUUUCCAGGAUGUGGCCAAGUACAGCUAUGAUGAACUGACUGUUCCUGCCGAGGAACUGCCAGCAGGGGUUGAUCCAUCGUGUAGGGAGAUCCAUCUAAGCAAUGAAGACUUUGAAAAGGUUUUCAAGAUGAAAUACUCAGAUUUUAUCACCAAAGCACCUUGGAAACAGCAAGAGUUGAAGAAGAAGCACCGAUUGUUCUAGCUGAAUUUUAUAGUUAUAGUCAACUUAUCCCAUUGCUCAUUAUGUACGUAGUCUGUUGGCAUUACGCACCAGUUACUGUACCAAACGUUCAGAUGAAACAAAUCUGACACAGAUUAUUAUCAAAACCGUUUCUGUGUAUGCUUUUGUGGUGUUGCUGCAAUGUGUAAAGUGUAUGCACAUGUACUUGAAAAAAAAAAGACACUUUGAUUAUAAUUAAAUCCACAUUCACAAUUUCUUAAUUUAAACUAAAUUAAAUCCACCAUAUGCAUAUUCCAACUAGUUUAGGUUUUAUGGAAACAAGUGAUCAAUGAACAUGGUUGUCCAACUGUUAUUUACAAUUUUUUCGUACAAUUGUUAAGAUUUUAAAAUAAAUUUUUGGUAUUUAUCACUUUAUAUUUCAUAUCAAGGAUUGGGUUGUGAUUAAUUAUUUACAUAUUUUGUGUGACCAAAUAACUUCAGAACUUUAAGAUCUUGUUUGUUUAUUUUUUUUCCUGUUAGUAUAUGGAUCUGCUUGUUAGUUUAUUUUUGAUAUAUCUUUAAUAUGUUAUUUACUUUAAUAUUCCUUUUUUAAAAGUUGAUUAUAUUUUGUAUCCAUUAUUGGAUGCCUUUUCUCUUCAUUAUCAUGUUUGUUUGUUUACAUUUUUCUAAAGUUUAUUCAUAUUUCACAAUACAUAAUAAGUAAUAAUCAUAAUAUCGGGGUAUUUGUUGUAUAUUUUAAUCAAGAGUAUUAUAUUAUAGGUACAAGAUAUGAUAAUUAAAAAAAAUAUGCAUUGUUACUGUUAUAGACAACUAUUAAAAUAUUUACAGAAAAAACCUGAGGAGGAUUCUUUUGAGAAAGACUGUUAUAUGUACAUGAAUAUUGUUAGUGUUCAGGGUAAAAUUUACUGAGUACAAUACAUCAAAUGCCUCUCUACAUAUUCAAUAGUGCGAUUGUCUCAUUGGUCUAAAUCUAGCAUGUUGCUUGUGUAUGGAUCUGCCAAGUGUCUUCCAGAAAUGUAAUCCAUUCAUAUCUUGUUUAAUAAAGCAUUCCAUAUACAUGUACAUGCAAAUUAUACAUGUAAAUUACAAUGCCUGCAAAUGUUUUCCCAUCUACAUUCCUUGUAAUGAAUGAAGUGACAACUUCCCAUUAUAUUUUGUUUCCAUACCUGUUGGUAGGAGAUGAGUGCUGCAUAGAAAGCAAUACAUUCCUUUUGAUAUACACCUGUAUGUAGUCUGUGCAAUUCAUUUUCUUAGAUCUUUUAGAGUGCAAUGUAAGCUAUUUUAGGGGUUCCAUUCCAAAUAAUAUAUAUGAAGAUUGUAGCCAUCAAAUUGUGGGGUUGGUAGAUUUCUGAUCAAUAUCUUUAUAACCAGAUUUUUUUUUGUACUAGAUCUGUAUAUGUAGUUUCACUUUGUCUCUGUCAUUUUACAGACAAUUAUGUGUUGAACUUCUUAUAUAAAUGUCUAUUACCUAUG
This is a messenger RNA of Magallana angulata, 4113 nucleotides long. Its product is annotated as advillin-like. Gene Ontology annotation, cellular component: actin cytoskeleton; cytoplasm. The transcript has 25 exons. Gene Ontology annotation, molecular function: actin filament binding; phosphatidylinositol-4,5-bisphosphate binding. Bases 163 to 2661 code for a protein of 832 amino acids. The record is from RefSeq and is a predicted model, not a curated record. NCBI's taxonomy places the organism in Eukaryota, Metazoa, Mollusca, Bivalvia, Ostreida, Ostreidae. Gene Ontology annotation, biological process: cytoskeleton organization; barbed-end actin filament capping; actin filament severing.